AACUAAACUUGGACAAUUCAGUGUUUAGUUGUCGCUAAACAAAAACUGUAGUUCGUCGCUGUGCGAGUUUAAAAACUGGCUAGUUAUAUUGAAAACCCAAACCAUUUAUAUACAUUAUGAGUCCCACGUAUUUUUUGGCUGGCGGUGUUGCCUCUGUGUGCGCCAUAUGUAUUACCAAUCCACUGGAGGUCGUCAAGAUACGCAUGCAGCUGCAGGGCGAAUUAGCAGCGCCCGGUACCUACGACAUCCGCUAUAGAAACACGAUGCAUGCCCUCGUGACGAUUGUCAAGAACGAAGGUUGGACUGGUUUGCAAAAGGGGCUCGUACCGGCAAUGAACUUUCAGUUUAUUUUGAAUUCAAUACGGCUAGGCUUUUACCAUACAGCUGUUCGAAAUCAGUGGACCAGCAAUAAAAGCGGUGGAGAAAGCUUCGGCAAGAAUCUGCUAUUAUCCAUAUCGGCCGGUGCUGUGGGAGCUUACUUUUCAAGUCCAUUUUUCAUGAUCAAGACACAAAUGCAGUCAGAAGCUCCAGCAAAAGUGGCCGUUGGCUAUCAACAUCACCACGUUGGUAUGUUAAAUGCCAUGCGGAAGAUUUAUGCAAAGAAUGGAAUUGCCGGAUUAUGGCGUGGUUCCUUCGCCUCCAUACCACGCGCUUCAAUUGGUUCGGGGGCACAAAUUGCGACAUUUGCCGAGAUGAAGGCAUUGCUACGCGAACACAAUUUGGUUGUGCAACCCUCACUGAAUACCGUGUGUGGUGGUUUCUUAGCUGGCUUGAUAGUAUCUGUGACCAUUACACCGCCGGAUGUUAUUGCAACACGCCUCUAUAAUCAGGGUGUCGAUGCGAAGGGUAGAGGUUUAUUUUAUAACGGUUGGUUGGAUUGUGCUUCAAAAAUUACACGAAUUGAGGGUGCUUAUGGACUAUAUAAAGGCUUCUGGACGACUUACAUACGAUUGACCCCGCAAUCAAUAUUGAUUCUCCUGUUUUUCGACGAACUUAUUGCGCUGAAAAAUAGGUUGUAGCCCCUAUUUAAGGCUCUAAGAAACAUUUUUUUGUAUUUUAUUUUAUGUUUCUAUUCGACUCAAUUUAUCAACUUUGCGUAGUUUGCUUAGCUGAUGCUGUUGCAGAACUUAAAGAUGAGUGAAAAUAAAAAUCGGGUAUUUUAUUUGACAAAAAAUUCAAUUUGUAUUGAAUAAGAAUAAUAAAAAUAUAUACAAAUUAUUACUUUAUUGACAAAGUAGCUCCCUUAAUUGCAUUUCACCUUGCAAAUUUUCUCUGCAACUACUCCUUCGCUGCAGAAUUUGCGCUUUUUUGUUUAUCAACCACGACUAUUCAAAUCUGAAGCAGAUGCUAGUUUUGCUUAAGCACACUGCGAAGUUUGCAUUACCGGAAAAGCACCAUAUUCAACCUCUAACCCUAAUUCCGAAAAUAAUUUAACGGUAUUGUUUUAUCAGCGAAGUCCUCUUUGACCCAUUAAAGCUGAAAAAUAAUUAAAACCAACAGGAGAUCGAACGCAGGCGUAGAAGGCAAUAUGCCUCCAAUAUUAUUAUCAUUAAAAAGUAAAAAAAAACAAAACCAAAUAGGCACACGGCUCCAAGUGAUGCAAAAAGGGGUCGAAAUCAUUAUUCAAAAAUAAUGUAAACCACUUAUCUUUUUAAUAAAGCCGAAUUCUUGGCCAUAACAUUAAA
Molecule: messenger RNA, 1685 nt
Organism: Zeugodacus cucurbitae (melon fly)
Lineage: Eukaryota; Metazoa; Arthropoda; Insecta; Diptera; Tephritidae
Product: solute carrier family 25 member 35
Exons: 4
Coding region: 117-1019 (300 amino acids)
Source: RefSeq, a predicted model, not a curated record